Dipodomys ordii (Ord's kangaroo rat) is the source of this 963-nucleotide messenger RNA. Its product is annotated as olfactory receptor 18-like. The coding region runs from base 1 to 963 and encodes 320 amino acids. Gene Ontology annotation, molecular function: G protein-coupled receptor activity; olfactory receptor activity. Gene Ontology annotation, cellular component: membrane. The record is from RefSeq and is a predicted model, not a curated record. Gene Ontology annotation, biological process: G protein-coupled receptor signaling pathway. NCBI's taxonomy places the organism in Eukaryota, Metazoa, Chordata, Mammalia, Rodentia, Heteromyidae. The transcript has 2 exons.
AUGGAGCCACAGAACUUAACAAGCAUCUUGGAAUUUCUCCUCCUGGGACUGACAGAUGAUCUAGACCUGCAGCUUGUCCUCUUUGGGCUGUUUCUGGCCAUGUACCUGAUCACCGUGCUCGGAAAUCUUCUCAUCAUCUUGGUCAUCAGCUAUGACCCCCACCUCCACACCCCCAUGUAUUUCUUCCUCUCCAUCCUUUCUUUGGCUGACAUUGGAUUCAUCUCCACCACCGUCCCCAAGAUGCUAGAGAACCUCCAGACUCACAGCAAAUCCAUCAGCUAUGCUGACUGCCUAAUGCAAAUUGCCUUUUUUAUUUUGUUUGGUUGCUUGGACAGUCUGCUGUUGGCAGUGAUGGCCUAUGAUCGCUUGUUGGCCAUCUGUCACCCUCUCCACUACUCACUCAUCAUGAGCCCCCGCCUUUGUGUUAGGUUGGUCCUUCUGUCAUUGGUCCUCAGUCUUUUGGACUCCCUGCCACACUACUUGAUGGUGUCACGAUUUAACUUCUGUACAGAUGUAAAAAUUCCCAAUUUCUUCUGUGAGCCUCCUCAACUCUUUAAGCUUGCCUGUGAUUACACUUCCACUAAGAAUAUCUUCAUCUUUCUCUUUGCUGCAGUCUUUGGUGGGCUUCCAGUCUCCGGGAUACUGUACUCUUAUGCUCGCAUUGUUUCCUCUAUUCUUGGAAUCCCAUCAGCCAGUGGGAAAUACAAAGCCUUCUCCACCUGCGGCUCUCACCUCUCAGUUGUGUGCUUGUUUUAUGGAACAGCCAUUGGGGCAUAUUGCAGUUCAAUUAUUUCUGAUGCCAACAGGAAAGUGAUGGUGGCCUCGGUGAUGUACACCAUGGUCACCCCCAUGCUGAAUCCCUUUGUCUACAGUUUAAGGAACAGAGACAUCAAGAGAGCUCUUUGGAGGCUGAACUUCUGUAGUUUGGAUCUUGAAUGCUUCUUAUAUUCUACCAGCUUCUAG